Lepisosteus oculatus (spotted gar) is the source of this 2155-nucleotide messenger RNA. It is a transcript of the gene tk2, whose product is annotated as thymidine kinase 2. Gene Ontology annotation, cellular component: cytoplasm. The record is from RefSeq and is a predicted model, not a curated record. NCBI's taxonomy places the organism in Eukaryota, Metazoa, Chordata, Actinopteri, Semionotiformes, Lepisosteidae. Gene Ontology annotation, biological process: nucleobase-containing compound metabolic process. Gene Ontology annotation, molecular function: ATP binding; deoxynucleoside kinase activity.
UGACAUGCGGAAGUAAAAUGCAAUGCGUGGCCUUUUAAACCGUGUUGUGGAGAAGUGACUCUAGGGUAUCAUGGAUUUAUAAGAGUGUGAUCAUGUAUUUUCUUACAGUAUUCACCAGAGUUUGGUCUGACCUUGCCUUGACAUAUUCCGAACAUCUAAUUUAUGCAAACAGCCGGAGAAUUCACUGUCAGGGCGCUGCACACAGAAAAUACACAUGUCUUUUCAAACAUGUGGUGAAACAAGCUACACCGUACUGUACUACUGUCAAUGGUGGAUCAAUACGUAAUACAAACAAUCUGCUGCGGAACAGGGUGGAGAGAAAGCCUGUAAUUUGCAUUGAAGGGAAUAUUGCAAGUGGAAAGACAACUUGCUUGGAAUACUUUAGCAAAACCAGUAACAUUGAGGCAUUGACAGAACCAGUUUCCAAAUGGAGGAAUGUUAGAGGGCACAAUCCACUGGGAUUGAUGUAUCAGGAUCCUACACGCUGGGGGAUCACUCUGCAGACCUAUGUGCAGCUCACGAUGUUAGACCACCACGUCUCGCCAACGAUGUCUCAGAUAAAAAUGAUGGAAAGGUCUAUAUACAGUGCUAAAUACAUAUUUGUGGAAAAUCUCUUCAGAAGUGGGAAGAUGCCUGAGGUGGAUUUUGCUGUUUUGACUGAAUGGUUUAAUUGGAUUGUGCAGAAAAUUGACAUUCCUCUGGAUCUUAUUGUUUACCUGCAGACCUCUCCACAGACCUGCUAUGAGAGACUGAAGAAGAGGUGCAGGGAAGAGGAGAAAGUGAUACCUUUGGAAUAUUUGGAAGCUAUCCACCAACUGUAUGAAGACUGGCUCAUUAAAAAUACAUCGUUUGCUGUCCCAGCUCCUGUUCUUGUUAUUCCUGCAGAUCAUGACCUCCAAAAGAUGCUGAACCAGUAUGAAGAGAACAGAGAAAAGAUACUGUCUACAAACCACAUUUAAUCGCUCUUGGAAUCGGAGAUUUUACUCUCUGGACUGGAUCUGAAACUGUGUUUGUAUAGUGUCGUGAGUCUUUGCCUUGUUCUGAACUGUAUCUGGAUUUUUUUAUGUUGUCCUGAGUCUUUGCCUUGUUCUGCUGUCUCUCAAUGUUUCAUAACAUUUGCAUGGUUGGCUUUCUGGCUGUCUCGCGUGCUAUUUCUAUUUCUGUGACCAAAAAACUGAGUAAUUGUUAAGUAUAGCACUUAAGAUUCAUAAAAGCUAAGCGCACGCAAUACAUUUAAUAGUCUUUCAUGUUCAUUGGCACUGCUGAACUUGUGUACAGUUGUAGACUACAGUGUUUACUGUACUUUAGAUGUGUGAUAGAACUGGUGCUAGCGGUUGUUUAAUGUGAAGAAAAGAGAUGACUGGUCAGAUGUAACCUUGGAUAAAACGCAUGCUGUUAGCUGCAUUAGUAUUUUUGAUCUGGAUAGAGGAAUCCAGGUGAAGACCAACCUGAUUACAAUUCUGAUACCGAACUGUAAUUCCUUAAUGUAUAUUACACUUUGUGGCAUUCAUUUUUUGCAUCUUUUUGGUUACCUUCUACAAGACAAAGUAGACAGAUCACAGGCCCUAGUGUCACCUCCUGCAUGAAUGGGACCAGAUCAAAUCAGUUGUAAGAAACUCUGGCAUGUGAUCCAAAAGAAAAAAUAUUUUUAGCAGGUAACCUGUGUUGUGUUAUCUGCUGAAAAAAAAUUGAGCCACUCCAAAAUAAAUUUUUGGAUCAAAACAUGAGGAAUGAAUUGGGUGUGUAUUAACUGAUACAGCUUUGGGUUAACUGACAAAUCCAAUUAGGUAAUGAACAUUUUUACAACUUCUAAGCACAGUUUUGAACUACUUGUGAUUUUCAGGUGGAAGAGUAUAAGUUUAUAUUUUAAACUGAAGUAGUUUUAAUGUAUCCAAACUGAGUUGAAAAAUGUAUAGAAGGCAACAUUUAACUUAUAGUAAGAAUGUUUCUGUUACAUUCCAGUUACAGGUUUUUGGUUAUUCGGGACCUUUUAGUAUUAAAAGUAAAUGUAAAUUUGAAAUAAUACAGUGCGGGCUGAAUCUAAACUUUUGGAGAUAACUAUUGGGGGAAGGUAGGAGUUGUGCGGACAUGUACACCUUUCAUUUUUUCCUUUCUUGCUGUAUUCAAAGAAAUAAAAUGAAAGCAUUUUUUAUUA